ACACGGAGAAGACUUGCCUUGCAUUCUCUCUUAGAUCGAUACACUUCAUGACCAUGACAGAAGUAGAAACACUUGAACCGACUCUCCAGAACGUCUUGGACCAGAAGACACUCAAAUGGAUCUUUUGUGGUGGAAAGGGUGGCGUUGGCAAGACGACAACCUCAUGUUCACUCGCAAUCCAACUCGCCUCCGUUCGAGAAUCUGUCCUCCUCAUCUCAACAGACCCAGCACACAACCUCUCAGACGCAUUCGGUCAAAAGUUCUCUAAGGACGCGACUAAAGUCAAUGGGUUUGAUAACUUGUACGCUAUGGAGAUCGAUCCUACGAGUUCUUUACAAGAGAUGAUUGAGCAAUCUGACCAGAAUGGUAUGAUGGGUAACAUGAUGCAAGACCUAGCAUUCGCAAUACCAGGUGUCGACGAAGCUAUGGGGUUCGCUGAGAUCAUGAAACACGUCAAAUCAAUGGAAUUCUCAGUAAUCGUCUUCGACACCGCACCAACAGGCCAUACACUCCGUUUCCUCUCCUUCCCGUCUGUGCUCGAGAAGGCUCUUGGAAAACUUAGUUCUUUGGGGAGUCGGUUUGGGCCUAUGAUUAACCAGAUGUCCUCGAUGAUGGGUGGUCAACCUGGUACACAAGAAGACAUGUUCGCGAAGCUUGACUCUAUGCGCGAGGUCAUCUCCGAAGUGAAUAGUCAGUUCAAGGAUCCAGAGAAAACCACUUUCGUAUGCGUCUGCAUCUCCGAGUUCCUGUCCCUUUACGAGACCGAACGACUCGUACAAGAGCUUGAAUCAUACGAGAUCGAUACGCAUAAUAUCGUUAUUAACCAGUUACUCUUCCCAAAGAAAGGCUCAAACUGCGAACACUGCCUCGUCCGAUACAAAAUGCAACAAAAAUACCUCAACGAAGCACACGAACUCUACGACGAAUACUUCCACAUCAUCCGCCUUCCACUCCUCACAGAAGAAGUUCGCGGGCCCGAGAAGUUGAAGGAGUUUAGUAAGAUGUUGGUGGUGCCGUACGUUCCUGAGUCUGAGAGGUAGGUUUGCUGGGUUGGAGGAGGGGUACUUCUUUUGCUUUUCUUUUUUUUCUUUUCGUUUGUUAGAUAGAGAUGGUGGAUGUAGGAGAUGUGGAGCAGUGACGCGGUAAUGCCUGAUCUGAGGAUAGAUGCGUGAACUUCAGUAGUAGAAAUCACCCAAAU
This is a messenger RNA of Fomitiporia mediterranea MF3/22, 1198 nucleotides long. Its product is annotated as arsenical pump-driving ATPase. Gene Ontology annotation, molecular function: ATP binding; ATP hydrolysis activity. Bases 48 to 1040 code for a protein of 330 amino acids. NCBI's taxonomy places the organism in Eukaryota, Fungi, Basidiomycota, Agaricomycetes, Hymenochaetales, Hymenochaetaceae. The transcript is spliced from 9 exons. Gene Ontology annotation, biological process: post-translational protein targeting to endoplasmic reticulum membrane. The record is from RefSeq and is a predicted model, not a curated record. Gene Ontology annotation, cellular component: GET complex.